Molecule: messenger RNA, 1053 nt
Organism: Trichomonas vaginalis G3
Lineage: Eukaryota; Parabasalia; Trichomonadida; Trichomonadidae
Product: inner nuclear membrane protein heh2-related family
Exons: 1
Coding region: 1-1053 (350 amino acids)
Cellular component (GO): nuclear inner membrane
Molecular function (GO): chromatin binding
Source: RefSeq, a predicted model, not a curated record
AUGCGUACUGCUGGUCCAUUAGAUGAUGCAUUCGUUCCAACACAGAGGCGCAUUUUAGGAAACUAUACACGAGAGCAACUUGUAGAUAUCUUAGAUAAAUAUGACGAGGCUUUUGAUAUAAACGCUUCAAAAGAAAAAUUAAUUGAUUUAAUUAUUGCAAUAAUGAAGAAUACGAAGCCGGUGUCACAGCCUGAAACAAAGAGAUCUGACAUAUAUUUGUACUUAUCAUGGAUUUCAAAGUAUAUUGUAUUAUUAUUUAUCGCCUACUUUGCAUUUUUGGCAGUGAGUUUACUCAUUUUCUAUUUAUUCGUUCCAAAACCACAGAAAUUCUGCAAUACAAACAAACAAAGCAUUUAUUGCAUAACUUGUCCAAAAUUUGCAAAAUGUAAGAGCAAUAAUGUAACCUGCGAAACAGGAUUUACAUUUGAUGGACGCUAUUGCGUCAAAACAGACGAUGAUACACAUGUGAUUUCCAAGAUGUUGGAUUUUGCAACGACAGAAUUACGAAAACGCGCAGGGAAACAUCGUUGUGGGAAAUGCCUUUCCAAUUAUUUAACAAUAGAUCAGCUCGAUGCACUCAUUUACUCACAAAAUUUUAUAAAUCCACAAAAAUAUGAUUUUGUAUUUCAAAAAAUGAUUCAAAUAUUACAACAACAAUAUAAUAUUUCAACCCAGUAUGAUGAUAGAACGACUCUAAUUGCAUCUACAAUCGCAGAUAGACCAUUUAGUUGCAUAUUACGAAGAUUUUUAAUUUCAUCAACGUUUUUGUUCAUUUUAAUCUGUAUUUUAUGUUAUUUAAUCAAAUAUUCCAUUAAACGAACUAAAAAUCAGAAAUUUAUUGAAAACAAAGCGCAAUACAUGGCAAUUAAGGUCAUAAAUGAGAUGAAGAACCACGACAGUGAAAUAGAUGAAAACACUUUGAAGCACAAAUUCUCAAAGAAUCCAGAAAUUGAUCUUUCCCUUUGGUUAAUCAUAGAUUCUUACUUGAAAAAGUCUCCAUACGUGAUUGCAAGGAAAUCCAAAGGUGUCACAUAUUACAGGUUUAUCCUAUGA